This is a messenger RNA of Hyaloscypha bicolor E, 1920 nucleotides long. RefSeq lists its product as uncharacterized. The coding region runs from base 1 to 1920 and encodes 639 amino acids. The transcript has 3 exons. The record is from RefSeq and is a predicted model, not a curated record. Lineage: Eukaryota; Fungi; Ascomycota; Leotiomycetes; Helotiales; Hyaloscyphaceae. Gene Ontology annotation, molecular function: DNA binding; zinc ion binding; DNA-binding transcription factor activity, RNA polymerase II-specific. Gene Ontology annotation, biological process: regulation of DNA-templated transcription; DNA-templated transcription.
AUGGAGCCUGCCACUGCCACCGCUGCUGUGGCAGAUGUUCCUGUUCCUGUCCAUGCCCAUGUUCACGUUCCUGCUCCUCUCGAGAGCCCCACUACCGCCAAUUCCUCGACUUCCCCGAGCUCGGAAGGCGAUCCGCAAAACGAGCGUCAGCCCUCGCUAGCAUCCACCUCGACGCGCCCCGACCAGAGCAAAGAACGCAUCACAGUGCCUUCCGCGUGCGUCCAGUGUCGAUCUAAGCAUCUCAAAUGCGAUGGCUUGAACCCUUGCACGCGCUGUUCGUCGAAUAGCUUCGAGUGUAUAUACGUGAGGAGUCGCCGAGGCUUCAAGGGCCCCCGCCGCAAUGGAACAAAUGGAACCCCAAACAAGGCCAAUGCUGUGUCUGGACCUGUUGAUAGAAGCUGUCCCAUGGUAAACCCUGGUGCAGCAAGAGGCGCCUCCAAUGUUCCCAGCGGCCUGGCCACUCCCCCCGAUCACAGACUGCAGACUUUACCCCAUGGGGUCGAUCUCCCGCUUUUUGACAUUGGACAAGAGCUGGUUUCGUUCGAGCCCAAGCCCUUGCCCUCCGGAUUGGACCUUCGAGAAAGAUGUAUCGAAGCUUUCUUCUACCACUUCUAUCCCGCACACCCCUUCAUCUUACCACGAGAUGCCUUCUUGAAGCUCCGGAAGGAGAAGCCACUGGACGCUUUGGAGGCGGCAAUGCGAUAUGUAGGCUCGUUCUACGUCCCACAGGCCCCGAUUGUAGCGUUAGAGCACGAGGCAGAACGCACUGUCUAUAAUGCAGACUGCCCCAGGGAUGGUUUCCGAGUUCAGGCCAUGCUGAUCCUCACAAUUGGUCUUGAUGGAUAUAGAUAUCAAGAGAAAGCCCUUCAGAUACUUGUCGAUGCCCAGGAGCUGGCCCUUGAGUUUGGUAUGAAUAAGCGUGAGUUUGCUUUUAUCAACGGGAACGGCUCGGAGCUUCUGGAAGAGAGCUGGCGCCGAACCUGGUGGGAAAUGUAUAUUGUGGAUGGUAUGAUCGCUGGGGUCCAUCAAAAGAGCACAUUCCCAAUGAAGGAUAUGCCUGCUGAUGUUGGUCUGCCCUGUGAGGAAAGGGACUAUGUAUCUGGGGUCAUACCCUCGCCCCACUCCCUGGCGGAUUUCGAUGAAGAAUCGUUUGAUGGAAGGGAUUUUAGUUAUUCCUCUUUCACUUACCGUAUUGCCGCAAUUCGGAAUCUUGGAAGAGUCCUCCAAUCACGUCAGAUCAUGCUUCCGGACAAGCCUACCAUUGAUAGGAUUGACGCGUACCUUGUCAAUUGGAGACUUCAUUUGCCAGAGUCGAAGAAGGAUUUCAUCAACACUGAAGGCCAACUCGAUGAAAUGUUGUUCCAAGCUCACAUGAUCACAGAAGCAACCACUAUCCUCCUUCAUCGUGAACACUCCGAACUUGACUCGAGUGUUGCCAGGAACGUCGACUCCUGCGCUCCACAUAAACCAAUCAUCCCAGGUCAAUCUUACAACAUCCACGCAGCAAAGACCAUCCAGGCGGCACAAGAUGUGUCAAAGCUCAUUCAACUCCCAGUCCCCCUGGUCAAACACACCCAUUUCUUCACAUGUGUGGUUACCCUUGCAUCUAUUGUGCAUCUGUCUUGUUGGUCUGUUAUGAUGCCACUUGUCCACGACGAUGAUCUUAAGCAACAGCUGCGUUUGAAUACAGGAGCCUUGAAGACGCUCUGGCAAGUCUGGCCGUCGGCAGGAAUGGCGUUUGGGCAAGUCAAAGGCGUUGCUCAAGAGAUAUAUGCAGCCAAGAAACAGGCAGCUGAGGUUGGAUUUUGGGCUAAUCUCACGGAGGAUGAGGUAAUGCGAAGUAUGAUUGAGGAUCAGACUAUCAUGGAGGAAUUGGAACUGUUUGAUGAUGUCGUUGGACCAAGGUUGGGAUCGGCAUAG